CGGACGAAUCGCCACGCCCGCCGCGGCGAUCAGGUCAAUCAUUUGCCCUGCAACUGCACCCAAACUCGCACACCACAGUCGACAUCACAGAUGAGAGCUCCCCCGAGCAAGACCAAAAACAAGCCCCAAAACCGAGAGCUCCGCACGCAGACCAUCACGGUUUUCUUUACAGCCGUGCCCCUUCUUCCCCCUUCCACCCGCGCGGAGCAGAUCUUUUCUCCCCCCGGUCCGGCCCCGCGCCCGAUCACGUCAGUCACCGAUCCGGCGUGGGGGCGACCCGAGGACGAUGGAGAGCUCCGGCGGGGCACCACCAGCGGAGGAGCGGCGGCUGUUGGCGGCGUCGCUGACGGCGCGGUACUCGGACUGGGUGCUGGAGGAGCUGGACGAGCUCCCGGGGAGCUUCCUGCUCACGGACCCGGCCAUGUCGGGCCACCCCAUCGUCUACGCCUCCAGGGGGCUCGCCUCCCUCACGGGGUACCGGCCCCGCGACGUGCUCGGCCGCAACGCGCGCCUCUUCCAGGGCGCCGCCACCGACCGCGCCGCGGUCGCCGGUGUCCGCGACGCCGUGCGGUGCCAGCGCGCGCACCAGGUCGCCAUCCUCAACUACCGCCGCGACGGCGCGCCGCACUGGGUGCUGCUCCACGUCGCGCCCGUCUUCCACGCCCACGACGGCAGGGUGCUCCACUUCCUCGCCGUCCAGGUGCCCAUCGCCGCCGCGCCGCGCCGCCGCGCUGCUCCGUGCCGACGGCCGCCCGUGUUCGCGGCGUGCCGGGAGGAGGCCAGGGUGGAGGAGGAGCUGCCUUGCGCGAGCCACGCAGGGGAGGCGUUUGUUGAUAUCGAUAAGAGAGGUCUGGAGACAACCAGAUGGUUGGAAGCUGGGGAACCGCGUGUGGCUAGCGGUUGUGACAAAGAGAAGGCUCUGAGCACAGCUAACAGCAUCUUUUCUGCACUGAAUCGCUAUAGCAAACUAACUGGUUUGGUGGUUUGUGGAAAGAGAUGUGAUUCUGCUGGUAUCCCAGCACUCAGCUCUUCCUUAAAUCUCUCUCUCGGUAGAAUCAAACAAAGCUUUGUAUUGACUGACCGCCAUUUGCCUGACAUGCCUGUAGUCUAUGCUAGUGAUGCUUUUCUAUCAUUAACAGGUUACUCGAGAGAAGAAAUAUUGGGCUGUAACUGCAGAUUCUUAAAUGGUCCAGGAACCAGUCUGGAGGUUUUAGAGGAGAUCAAUCGGAACAUUUGCUGUGAGCAGGCUUGCACAGUGCAUCUACUGAACUACAGGAAAGAUGGGCUCGCGUUCCCUGAUCUGCUACAUGUAUCUCCGAUCCGAAAUGCAUCGGGCAAGGUUGGCUUACAUCCUUUUCAGGUCGCAUUUCAUGUCUGGGUUCACCUGGAUGAGAGCAUCAAGCAUGAUUUCAAUGGGCUGAGCCCCGAGGUAUGGCAGCUGGGUGCUGUUGGUGCGGUGAGAGUUGCAGUCAGAAGCUUGUCCGCGUCAGGUAGCCUGUUGAGACCGUCCCAAUAGCGUUGUUUUUCCUGUUUCCUUCCGAUUUUGGGACAUUCCAGUUGCUAAUGUUUGUAUGUAAAGUAGUUGCUCGGUGAAUAAUAUUUUAGUGCAUAUCACAGUAACAAUGGCGGGUCAAUACAUGUUGCGAUUGUGUAAAAUGCAAAAUGAAGGAAAAUGGGGGGAGGAAAUAGUUGCAGUUUUUCUUCGGCUUC
Brachypodium distachyon (stiff brome) is the source of this 1710-nucleotide messenger RNA. Its product is annotated as protein TWIN LOV 1. Bases 287 to 1516 code for a protein of 409 amino acids. NCBI's taxonomy places the organism in Eukaryota, Viridiplantae, Streptophyta, Magnoliopsida, Poales, Poaceae. The transcript has 8 exons. The record is from RefSeq and is a predicted model, not a curated record. Gene Ontology annotation, cellular component: nucleus.